AUGGGUUCGCGUUUAGUUCUAGUCCUGCUGUUAAUUGCCGCUGCUUCGUUCGUUGAAGCUCAGUGGAAUGAUUUAGGCUACUACCGUUACGGCCCCUGGGGUGGCUAUGGGCCAGGUAUGUGGGGAGGAUACCGCCCAUAUUGGCGUGGUGGACCGUUCUUUGGACCUAUGAUGUGGGGAGGAUAUGGAAUGAUGCCUUGGAUGUGGGGAUGGAGAAGAAAGUGA
Messenger RNA from Strongylus vulgaris, 225 nucleotides. The record is from the annotation of a GenBank genome assembly. Lineage: Eukaryota; Metazoa; Nematoda; Chromadorea; Rhabditida; Strongylidae.